UGCCUUCAAAUCAGCUUCCACUCUGAGGAAUGAAAGUUUUCCACAUCAUCUGGACAUCAUAGGAAAACUGUUACAACUCCAGCAACAUGAUCUUCAACGACAGCGAGAGAAGCAACAACACUGAUGAGACCUCUGGUGAAUACAGUGGAUUCUUAGACUGGAUCAAUUUGAUCACCAUUGGGAUCGGACUUCCUUUGACUCUGGUGCUCAUGACUGCAGUCUUUUUGCAGCUGAAAAAGGAUCAGGGAUCUUCAGCCUACAUCAUCAACCUUCUCAUUUCUGAUCUCGUUCAGCUCUGCAGCAGAAUUCCUAUGUAUUUGUCUCCGGAUGAUGUCAUCCCUGGUUUCUUCUGUAUAUGGGGAAUAUUAGUCAGUGUGGGAUUCAUGAUGUGCAUCUCAGUGGAAAGGUAUCUGGUUAUUGCCAAAGCAGUUUGGUACAAAUUCAGGAGAAACAACAGAGCAUCUGUUGUGGUCUGCAUUGUGGUCUGGGUUCUUCCUCUUCCUUUAUUGCUAGCUAUUAAUUUCAAGCCAUACAUACAGAUAUAUGCAUAUAUCUUGACAUUUAUUUUCCUCCUGCCCUUCCCCUUGUUCCUUUUCUUCUUGUUUGGAUCAAUCAGAUCUCUGUCUGCAGCUCACAGCGUUCCUGCAGGUGAGAAAAGAAGAAUUGUAGCCAUUCUGGUUGUAGUGCUGCUUAUUUACACAACACUUUUCUUGCCCAUCAUCAUUUGGUUCCUGGUACAAGACAGUUUGACUCUUACUACUGUGGCUACUCUUUGUAUUUACAUGAGUCCUCUUGCAGACACCAUUUUGUAUUUGCUGAUUCGAAAAAGCCUUCUGGACAAAGUUCUGGCUUCAUUGUGUUUCUGUAAAAUGUCUAACGGUCAGGAGAUGAGCAGCAUGGGAAAUGACAACAUGAUUGGUCCAAGUACUGACGCUGUUUGAUCUGUAAGGUGAUUCAGAAGUGCUUUCAUAGUAAUCUGGGUUUGUUGUGUCUGAUUCUGAGGAUUAAUGAAUCUUUGUAAAAACUACCUGCAGUGUUUCCUGUUUCACUCCAACGUUUUAGAGAUUUGUUGCCAUUUCAACAAUAAAUAAGAUGAAUUACUAGAAAGACUGUUACCAGUAAACUAUUGACCAUAUGUGUUGAUAAAAAAAUAACUUAAAAGAGGUUUCAAAUAAAAGUUAUCGUAUUUUUACGA
Molecule: messenger RNA, 1195 nt
Organism: Poecilia latipinna (sailfin molly)
Lineage: Eukaryota; Metazoa; Chordata; Actinopteri; Cyprinodontiformes; Poeciliidae
Product: G-protein coupled receptor 4-like
Exons: 3
Coding region: 87-941 (284 amino acids)
Biological process (GO): positive regulation of Rho protein signal transduction; phospholipase C-activating G protein-coupled receptor signaling pathway
Cellular component (GO): plasma membrane
Molecular function (GO): G protein-coupled receptor activity
Source: RefSeq, a predicted model, not a curated record